This is a messenger RNA of Pistacia vera, 2771 nucleotides long. RefSeq names its product pentatricopeptide repeat-containing protein At4g33990. Gene Ontology annotation, molecular function: RNA binding; protein binding; zinc ion binding. Gene Ontology annotation, biological process: RNA modification. The coding region runs from base 78 to 2540 and encodes 820 amino acids. The record is from RefSeq and is a predicted model, not a curated record. NCBI's taxonomy places the organism in Eukaryota, Viridiplantae, Streptophyta, Magnoliopsida, Sapindales, Anacardiaceae. The transcript has 2 exons.
CUACACACUAUUAAGCCGCGCAUCCGUAAAGGCAAUUCGAUUUGUUGUUUGAUAUAAUCUCAGUGCAAUCUACAUGUAUGUUCAGAUUGGCACCAAUCUUCAGAGGUGGGUGCCUUUCCAGAUUCUUGCCAUUAUUUGAAGCUCGUUGCCCAUUGUUUUCAGCAGCUGCAAAUUCUCUGCUACUUUCAUCAGAUAGAGCUAAAAAUGACAACAGAGAGAUUGAUUUUGGUGUUCUACUUGAAUCGUGCACCAGAUUGCACGUUCUUAAGUUCUUACAUGCGUUUCUUGUGGUAUCGGGAAAGAUUCAAAACAUCUUUAUCGCCACCAAGCUUGUCAAUCGUUAUGCCAACCUAGGUGAUGUUUCAUUUUCUCGCCGCACUUUUGAUCAGAUCUUGAAUAAGAAUGUUUUCACAUGGAAUUCAAUGGUUUCUUCUUAUGUUCGUAGAGGCCAUUUCUGGGAAGCUUUGGAUUGUUUCUACCAUUUUUCGCUGACCUCUGGUCUUCGACCUGAUUUUUAUACUUUUCCUCCUGUGCUGAAAGCCUGUAGAAAUCUAGUUGAAGUGAAGAAGAUACAUUGCUCAGUUUUUAAGCUAGGUUUUGAAUGGGAUGUCUUUGUGGCUGCUUCCUUGUUACAUAUGUACGCCCGAUUUGGUCUAGCAGAUGUUGCGCGUAAAUUAUUUGAUGAUAUGCCUGUCCGAGAUAGGGGUUCUUGGAAUGCCAUGAUUUCUAGUUAUUGCCAAAGUGGGAAUGCUAUAGAAGCUCUAAAUGUAUUGGACAAAAUGAGAUUGGAAGGAGUUAACAUGGACUCGGUUACUAUUGCAAGUAUUCUUCCCAUUUGUGCACAAUCAGGUGAUAUUAUAACUGGGAUGUUGAUUCAUUUGUAUGUUAUAAAACAUGGAUUGGAAUAUGAUUUGUUUGUGUCCAAUGCCUUGAUCAACAUGUAUGGAAAAUUUGGUAUCUUGGAGCUGGCACUUAAAGUUUUUGACCAAAUGAUAGUGAGAGAUGUUGUUUCAUGGAACUCAAUAAUUUCUGCAUAUGAGCAAAAUAAUGAUCCAAUUACUGCCCUUAGGUUCUUUAACAAGAUGCAAAGAGCUGGAAUUCAGCCUGAUUUGUUGACGUUAGUGAGCUUGGCUUCCAUUGUUGCUCAAUCAAAUGAUCAUAAGAAUAGCUUGUCAAUACAUGGAUUCGUAAUGAGGAGAGGUUGGCUUAUGCAUGAUGUUGUAAUUGGAAAUGCAGUUGUGGAUAUGUAUGCCAAGUUGGGUGACAUAGAUUCUGCUCGUUCAGUUUUUGAAGGACUCCCUGUAAAAGAUGUGAUCUCGUGGAACACAUUGAUCACUGGCCAUGCUCAAAAUGGUCUUGCGAGUGAGGCAAUUGAAGUCUACCAGAUGAUGGAAGAGUGCAAUGGGAUAAUACCAAACCAUGGCACUUGGGUAAGCCUUCUACCAGCUUAUUCCCAUGUAGGAGCCGUGCAACAGGGGAUGAAAGUUCAUGGCAGGGUGAUUAAGAAUUGUCUAUACAUGGAUGUCUUUGUGGGAACUUGCCUUAUUGACAUGUAUGGAAAAUGUGGGAGAUUAGAUGAUGCUAUGUCUUUAUUCUACCAAAUUCCAAGAGAAUGUCCAGUCCCCUGGAAUGCCAUAAUAUCCUGUCAUGCAGUACAUGGGCAUGGUGAAAAAGCUCUAAACCUAUUCAGAGAGAUGCUAGAUGAGAGAGUGAAACCAGAUGAUAUAACCUUUGUAUCUUUGUUAUCAGCAUGUAGUCAUUCAGGUUUGGUUAGUGAUGGUCAAUCAUAUUUCCGUAUGAUGCAGGAAGAGUACAAGAUCAAGCCUCAUUUGAAGCAUUAUGGCUGCAUGGUAGAUUUGUUUGGUCGGGCUGGGCAAUUAGAAAUGGCUUAUGAUUUUAUCAAAAAUAUGCCACUACAACCUGAUGCUUCUGUGUGGGGUGCUCUUCUUGGUGCAUGUCGGAUACAUGGAAACAUUGAGUUGGGUGCAUUUGCUUCAGAUCGUUUAUUUGAAGUAGAUUCAGAGAAUGUUGGCUACUACGUUCUGUUGUCAAAUAUUUAUGCAAAUGUUGGGAAAUGGGAAGGAGUUAAUAAAGUGAGAUCCUUAGCUAGAGUCAGAGGAUUGAAGAAGACACCUGGGUGGAGUUCAAUAGAAGUGAACAGCAAGGUUGAUGUCUUCUAUACUGGGAAUCAAACUCAUCCGAAAUGUGAAGAAAUAUACAGCGAGUUGAGGAAUUUAACCGCAAAAAUGAAGAGCCUUGGUUAUGUUCCAGACUACAGUUUUGUGUUACAAGAUGUCGAAGAUGAUGAGAAGGAAUUUAUCCUCUCAAGUCAUAGUGAGAGACUAGCAAUCGCAUUUGGAAUCAUUAGCACCCCUCCUAAAAGUCCCAUCCGAAUAUUCAAGAACUUACGAGUUUGCGGCGACUGUCACAACGCAACUAAAUUUAUAUCACAAAUCACCGAGAGAGAGAUUAUCGUUAGGGACUCAAACCGUUUUCAUCACUUCAAAGAGGGGAUCUGUUCUUGUGGAGACUACUGGUGACAUGGAUGGUUGCCCAAUAUUGUCCUGGUCACCAAAUCCGGAUGUAUUGUAUAUAUUCUAUGGCAUCCAAUGUCAAGCAUAUAUUUUCAAAGUGCAGUUGGACUAAAUGAGAAGAAAAGGCAACAUGAAAGUUGUAAAGACUCAUAUUUUCAGAAAGGUAAUGUCAUUGAAGCUGUGGUGUCUACCAAACAAAAGUUGACAUAUUUUCAUAUUGCUAUUGAAUAAUGCAAA